Procambarus clarkii (red swamp crayfish) is the source of this 2991-nucleotide messenger RNA. Lineage: Eukaryota; Metazoa; Arthropoda; Malacostraca; Decapoda; Cambaridae. The record is from RefSeq and is a predicted model, not a curated record.
GCAAAAACUAUUCAGCAAAAAGUAGUCAGCAAAAUGAAGUCAGCAAAAAGAAGUUAACAAAAAGAAGUCAGCAAACGGAGCAAGUCAAAAAGUCAAGAAAGGAAGUCAGCGUGAACAUUUAGCAAAAGGAAUCAGCUGGAAGUGUUUUAAGGAAGACUGUCAGUACUGCAUCUGAGGGGUGAGCUUUGGCGGGACGAUGGUGGUGGUUACGUCAGUGUGGCAGGUUGUGGUGACGCUGUUAGGCCUGGUGCUCCUGCCGCAGCCUGCCGCCGCCCUGCCGCAGCCUGCCGCCGCCACCUUGAGGACCAACAGGACGGGGCCGCAGGACUCCACCACCAGCGGCCACAGGUUCUCACAGGCGCACUUUAGGUUCUCGCUUGACCUCUACGGCGCCCUGGUCAACCGUUCCCGCCAACCCAACGCUAACAUGCUCUUCAGCCCUGUGGGCGUGGCCGCCCUCCUCUCUCCUCUCCUGCACGCCCACAACCCGCUCCUCACUCAGCAGAUACGUCAGGUCCUGCGGUACUCAAACAUGACAAGAGAGGAGAUUGAUGAUGGCCACAGAACCAUGGUGGAGAACUUCGCAGACGCCUACUACAAGAAUGACCUGCGCCUCGCCUACAGGAUGUUUUUGCAGGAGGGUUCCUCUUGGGCAGAGUCCGCUCCUGACCUCUACCCCCCGACGACGACACAAGAGGUCAACUUUCAUAACAACGGCACAGAGGUCUUGCGAGGCAUUAACCGAUGGGUGACGGAGGUGACCACGGUGGAUGUGGGGGCCCCACUGAUGCAAACGCCCACCGUCCAGGUGGACGCCUUGGGGGCCCUCCGGGUCUACUACUCGGGGCGCUGGCUCCACAGGUUCGACCCCAACCUCACCUUCGACAAGGGCCUCUUCUACAUCACUUCUGAAGAAAGGACAAUCACCAGGACAGUCACCAAGACAGCCACCAAGACAGUCACCAGGACAGUCACCAAGACAGUCACCAAGACAAUUACGAGGACAGUCACCAAGACAGUCACCAGGACAGCCACCAAGACAGUCACCAAGACAGUCACCAAGACAGUCACCAAGACAAUUACGAGGACAGUCACCAAGACAGUCACCAGGACAGUCACCAAGACAGUCACCAAGACAGUCACCAGAACAGUCACCAAGACAGUCACCAAGACAGUCACCAAGACAGUCAGCAGGACAGUCACCAAGACAGUCACCAAGACAGUCAGCAGGACAGUCACCAAGACAGUCACCAAGACAGUCACCAGGACAGUCACCAAGACAAUCACCAAGACAGUCACCAAGACAGUCACCAAGACAAUCACCAAGACAGUCACCAAGACAGUCACCAAGACACUCACCAAGACAAUCACCAAGACAGUCACCAAGACAAUCCACAAGACAGUCACCAGGACAGUCACCAAGACAAUCCACAAGACAGUCACCAAGACAGUCACCAAGACAAUCCACAAGACAGUCACCAAGACAGUCACCAAGACAAUCCACAAGACAGUCACCAAAACAGUCACCAAGACAAUCACCAAGGCAGAGGAGAGGGUGAACGUGCGGGUGCCCAGGUUCAGGGUGGACGUGGUACCCCCGCUGCAAGAUGCCCUCGUGUCCCUGGGGCUGACGGCACUCUUCCCUCCCCCUCUCGACGACCAUCCUACGCUCCUCCUGCACGACAUCCUACACAGGGCGGUGUGCGAGGUGGUGGAGCGAGGAGAGGACUGGACGGCGCCUUCGGCCUCCGGAGGGCACCAGGUCGGCACCUUCGGCGACAAGUACUUCGAGGUGGACCAUCCGUUCAUCUUCUUCGUGUGGGACUACAUCGGGAGCGCUGUGGUCCUCAUGGGACGUGUGGUCACCCCGGUGCCUAUCUUCCUGCCCAUGGAUAACUGACUCAUGGGACGUGUGGUCACCCCGGUGCCUAUCCUCCUGCCCAUGGAUAACUGACUCAUGGGACGCGUGGUCACCCAGGUGCCUAUCCUCCUGCCCAUGGAUAACUGACUCAUGGGACGCGUGGUCACCCAGGUGCCUAUCCUCCUGCCCAUGGAUAACUGACUUAUGGGACGCGUGGUCACCCAGGAGCCUAUCCUCCUGCCCAUGGAUAACUGACUCAUGGGACGCGUGGUCACCCAGGUGCCUAUCCUCCUGCCCAUGGAUAACUGACUCACGGGAUGCGUGGUCACCCCGGUGCCUAUCCUCCUGCCCAUGGAUAACUGACUCACGGGAUGCGUGGUCACCCAGGAGCCUAUCCUCCACGGCAACACAAUACAGUACUAGUAACGACAACACACAUGUGUGUGUUGUCGUCUCAAGAAACAAUUGCCAACCUUCAUCACCUAUGAUACACAUAGUGACUGUCAAGUCUGUACACGUCACUAGUACAUCUACCCUGAGGUAGACACGCCACUAGUAGGUCUAGCCAGAGGUAGACACGUCAUUAGUACGUCUAGCCAGAGGUAGACACGUCACUUGUACGUCUAGCCAGAGGUAGACACGUCAUUAGUACGUCUAGCAGAAGUAGACACGCCACUAGUACGUCUAGCCAGAGGUAGACACGUCAUUAGUACGUCUAGCCAGAGGUAAACACGUCAUUAGUACGUCUAGCAGAAGUAGACACGUCACUAGUACGUCUAGCCAGAGGUAGACACGUCAUUAGUACGUCUAGCCAGAGGUAAACACGUCAUUAGUACGUCUAGCCACAGGUAGACACUUCACUAGAACAUCUACCCAGAGGUAGACACGUCACUAGAACAUCUACCCAGAGGUAGACACGUCACUAGUACGUCUACCCAGAGGUAGACACACACUGGUCAAGGUCAUACAACAACACAGAUGCUAUACAAACUACAAUCGUUGUUGUUGUUUUAUAUUUAGCAACUUGGAACAAAAGCUUCAAGUAGCACGGGCUAUGGUGAGCCUGACAGCUGAGUGGACAGCACUCGGAAUUCGUAGUCCUGAGGUUGCGGGUUCGAUCCCCCGGUAGA